Messenger RNA from Parastagonospora nodorum SN15, 711 nucleotides. RefSeq lists its product as hypothetical. The record is from RefSeq and is a predicted model, not a curated record. Bases 1 to 711 code for a protein of 236 amino acids. The transcript has 4 exons. NCBI's taxonomy places the organism in Eukaryota, Fungi, Ascomycota, Dothideomycetes, Pleosporales, Phaeosphaeriaceae.
AUGCGCCCAAAGCCACAGCUUGCUCCACCUCUCGAGUCUCCACGACCUGAGCAUCGUCUGCGGGCUCUGACUAACGUGCAAUAUCAUUGCUCCAGCGGCUUCGCAUCCCCUUCUCUCAGCUACACCGCAACAUCAAAAGACAUGACCUCGCUGCCCUUGAACUACGCCAUCGACUACCACACCUUAAGCAUCCUCAUACCGCCACUCACCCGCAUACUUCUCUUCCUCCAGGGAGCAUCACCAUCUUCGGCUCCAUUGUCUUCCAUGGCUUCCAAACGCCAACGUCUUCGUCCUCCAACGCAUUCACCGCCAGCUCUUGCUUCUUUCGACACGUUUCAUCCUACAAAGGUCCCCAUCUUCCAGCACCUUCAGCUUUUAGGACCUUCGACUUCCACCUCUGAUUCUCCCAUUUUUCAACGUCUGCUCUGGUAUCACAACUACUUCCGCUGCACUGCGUCUGCUUAUACCCUCCUCGACCAUCUCCAUCGAAUCUACCUUUUACGACACGCUUGCAUCCCUUACGUCGCCUUCCUCGCAUCCAGCGUCACCCUUACCAGGGCUACUCGACUUCACGUUUGCAGAUACAUCAAGGAUGUCAUCUUGCACUUGUUCAUCGACACUUUUCCACGUACAGACUCACAGUCUCCCGCUUCCUCAUCGCCGGUGAUCGUCACACCUCGUACUUGCUCCGCUACUGGGUAUGCCGUCUAG